CAACAUGCAGGUGGUCGAAUUGCCGAAGCUAGAGAAAGAUCAAAAAUCAUAUGCGGGCAUUCCGGAGGCCGUGUUCGUGGACGAUGUGGAGCAGUACAUGGAAGACUCGGCCAACGGGGAGAGCGUCGAGAAGGUGCUCAAAAACUUUGACGAACAGCACAGCAAAUACCGGUUCAUGGAGUACAACAUGAUCUCCCGCAAACGGCGGCUGCGGCAGCAGAUCCCGGACCUGACCAAAAGUCUCGACAUGAUCCAGAUCCUGCGAGCACAGAAGGAAGACCAGGAAACACAGUUUCUGCUCAGCGAGCAGGUGUUCGUGAAAACCAACAUGCCACCGACCGAAACGGUCUGUCUGUGGCUGGGCGCCAACGUCAUGCUCGAAUACCCGCUCGAUGAAGCCGAGGAGUUGCUCCGCCAGAACAAGCAUGCGGCCGAAACCAAUCUGCUGUGCUUCGAGCACGAUCAGGACUUCUUGCGCGACCAAAUCACGACCAUCGAAGUGAACAUGGCACGGGUGCACAAUUACGACGUUAAAAAGCGGCAGGCACAGAAGGCAUCGGGCGAGGACAAGUCGUAA
Molecule: messenger RNA, 577 nt
Organism: Anopheles cruzii
Lineage: Eukaryota; Metazoa; Arthropoda; Insecta; Diptera; Culicidae
Gene: mgr
Product: prefoldin subunit 3
Exons: 2
Coding region: 5-577 (190 amino acids)
Biological process (GO): microtubule-based process; protein folding; tubulin complex assembly
Cellular component (GO): prefoldin complex; cytoplasm
Molecular function (GO): tubulin binding
Source: RefSeq, a predicted model, not a curated record